AUGCUGCACUGCACGAAUGCCUUCCGCGCGGCCUCGCCCGGCGUUGGCAUCGCCCCCGAGACAACACCCGUCAAGUACGUCCCAAGUAUGCUGAACAUCAAAAACAUGAUGUGGUGGAAUGGGCGCCGCAGUCCAUACCGCGCGGCUUAUCGCGAGAAGACGUGGUAUGAAGUCAGCCGCAUCGGCGCCCGCACAAAAGGCGGCCGGUCCAUCAUGCGGCAGAAGUACUCCCCGGAGGCCCUGCGACUCGCACUCGCGAUGGUGCCGGCAGAGUUUGAGGUCGCCGAUGUGCCGCGGCCGCCGCAGCGGAUAUUGGCGCAGUCCGAGGGGAUUGUCGGCCGCUGGUAUAGUAACUUCUGGACACUGCACGCAGUGAAGUAUCAGUGUAUGCUGGCAGGGGUGGAAUGGCCUUUUGGGGAGCGACAGAAACCACGUACAAAUUACGAAGAGCCAUUCUUUUUUGUAGACUUUGAAGAGAGUAAGGCUAUACGGGACUACAGAAGUCGAUGGAUUAAUGUUAAUCGCAGUCUAGUAGGGAUGUCCAAACGCAUAAAAGAAGCUGAAGAGGAGGCUCGAUAUAUGCAGUUUCGCAGACAACAAGACACUUUUUGGUCUAACCGUAAAGUGUUGGUGAACCGUGUGAAGUCCAUGUAUAACCAAGGUACAAUGACCUCAGCAAAGGAUCUACCCAUCAAAACACUCAAUAUUAAGGCAUUUCUCGCAGAGUGA
This is a messenger RNA of Trypanosoma theileri, 729 nucleotides long. RefSeq lists its product as uncharacterized. Lineage: Eukaryota; Euglenozoa; Kinetoplastea; Trypanosomatida; Trypanosomatidae. The coding region runs from base 1 to 729 and encodes 242 amino acids. The record is from RefSeq and is a predicted model, not a curated record. The transcript has a single exon.